Messenger RNA from Emiliania huxleyi CCMP1516, 396 nucleotides. RefSeq lists its product as hypothetical. The record is from RefSeq and is a predicted model, not a curated record. The transcript has 5 exons. Lineage: Eukaryota; Haptophyta; Isochrysidales; Noelaerhabdaceae. Bases 1 to 396 code for a protein of 131 amino acids.
AUGCUCACGCCUGAAGCCGCCGUGCCCUUUGCAGAGGUCACCGGCAUGGCCAAUAUCUGGCCAGUGGAUCCGGCCGAGAGGCAGGGUGGCGACUGGCGAGCCGGCUACCCGUGGCUUUUGGGCGCACCUCUGGUGGUGUUGCGCGCUCUGCGCGGCGCCACCGGCGGCGCGUCGGAGUGGCGGCCGCCACUCGCGUGGACCAAGGGCGCGCUCGGCAAAUUCCUGCGCUUUGCGCAGGGUCACAACCCCUGGGCCAGUUGUUGGAGUGCCGCAAACCGCAAUGCGGCAUUGUGCGACUACCGCAUCGUGCCGCAGCUGCACCGCUUCUCCUCGGACAUCAUCGUGAACUCGGUCCGCUGCGAGGACGCGGUCAGCACCGCGCCGGAUCUCUUCUGA